AUGUUUUUAUGGCGCUGCAUGGUGUUGAUCUUAUUUUCACGGAGCUCUAAUGGAAUCCACAACGGAGUCGAUGCUAGAUUCGAUUUUUGGAACUUCAUAGUGGCUAUCCGAAUUAAUGGGUAUCAGGAGUGCGGUGGAAGUGUAAUCGAUAGUCAAAUUGUCAUCACGGCCGCCCAGUGUGUCAAGGGUAUCGCAUUGAACAAGAUUACUGUGCGUGCUGGUUCUUCAGAACCUUAUCGAGGUGGCAAAGUCUUCAAGGUAACAGCGGUGGUGGUUCAUGAAAAAUAUAAGGCUCAUGAGCUGAACGACGACAUUGCAUUGCUGUGGCUCAGUUCAUCUGUUCUAUCGAGUAGAGUAACCAAAAUUCCGCUGACCCAAAUUGAACCCGCUGAAAAUGAAUAUCCAAGCAACGCGGGAUGGGGCGAGAAACAACUGGAGUCCUAUGUGUUGCCCAAAAAACUGCAGAAUGGAGUCACCAAACUUCGACCUCGAAGCGUUUGCGUUGAAGAGCUGCUCGAUCCAACUGGCCCGGAACUUCUCUGCUCAUUUUACAUCCAAAACGACAUUUGUCCCGGCGACUAUGGAGGUCCCUUGAUCCUGGCCAACAAACUGGUCGGCAUUGCAGUCCAAGGACACGGCUGCGGAUACACCGAACUGCCCUCUCUUUACACGAACGUCUUUCACUACCUGCGAUGGAUUGAGGAGAAUUCAAAGAAACUCAAGAAAAAUAAAUAAAAAUACAAACUUAGAAUUAUCAAGAACGAAGCUUUACAUAAGUAUUCAUAUAGUAAUAAACCAUUUUCAAAAAAAGCUCUUACUUUAACACUGUUUGCAAUGGGAUAAUAAUAACAAUUAUAAUAACCCUUUAAUUUAUAUCCCGAAGCUUCAAAAAUGUACGACUUUCAAAAUCUCUGGUAGAGUUCAGACCCGGCAAAAAUAUCUACAAAAUUAAAAUAUUAUAAGCUAACAAAGAAAUGCGAUUCCAUUUUCAAGCAUAUAAACUGUUAA
Molecule: messenger RNA, 1008 nt
Organism: Drosophila takahashii
Lineage: Eukaryota; Metazoa; Arthropoda; Insecta; Diptera; Drosophilidae
Product: hypodermin-B
Biological process (GO): proteolysis
Molecular function (GO): serine-type endopeptidase activity
Source: RefSeq, a predicted model, not a curated record